UUUUCGGCUUUUAUUUUUCCCUAGACAAAUGUGUCUUGUAGUUUUAUAAAAAUUGUCGGCUUUUAGUUUUUGGUUUAUUUAUAUAUAUUUUUUUUUGAAUGCCACACAAAAAUGUCAAUUGGCUAUCCAUGGAUAAGACUACGUCGUCUGUGCCAGAUAAUGCGUCAGAAUUUUGCCAAAUGUUGUGAAGAGAAGCUCAACGCACAGAUCAAUAUGGAACUAAAGGCAUGCCAUCAAUAUUUGGCCAUGGCCUAUCAUUUCGAUCGGGCCGAUGUCAGUUCACCGGGCGUCCAUGGAUUCUUUUUGCAGGCCAGCGCCGAGGAGCGCCAGCAUGCCGAGAAGAUAAUGAAGUACAUGAAUAAACGAGGUGGCUCCAUUAUUUUGAGCAGUGUACCGGAACCGUUGCCCAAAUUUACCGAUGCUUUGACGGCCCUGAAGCAUGCCCUAAACAUGGAACUGGAGGUGAAUCAGCAUCUGUUAGAGGUGCACGCAUUGGCAAGCAAACAGAACGAUCCGAAUCUGUGCGAUUUCAUUGAGGCAAACUUUCUGCAGGAGCAGGUCGAUGGCCAAAAGAUUCUAGCCGAUUUUAUAAGACAGCUGGAACGGGCCCAGACAGAUCUUGGGGACUAUUUGUUUGACAAGUACAUGAUCUCGGCUGGAAUGCACAACUCGGUGGCCAAGUGAACAAUUGAUACAAACAAUAUAUACAUUUCUACAUAUAUAUGUGUAUAUAUAGAAUUCUCAAUUUGUGACACCUUAAUUUACAACAAGUAUGACUUAUCAGUGUCCCAGUGUCGUCUAUAAAUAAACUGACUUAUCAAUUAGUGA
Messenger RNA from Drosophila grimshawi, 828 nucleotides. RefSeq names its product soma ferritin (gene Fer3HCH). Bases 112 to 684 code for a protein of 190 amino acids. Gene Ontology annotation, biological process: intracellular iron ion homeostasis; iron ion transport. Gene Ontology annotation, molecular function: ferrous iron binding; ferric iron binding. The transcript has 2 exons. Lineage: Eukaryota; Metazoa; Arthropoda; Insecta; Diptera; Drosophilidae. The record is from RefSeq and is a predicted model, not a curated record. Gene Ontology annotation, cellular component: cytoplasm.